Molecule: messenger RNA, 2199 nt
Organism: Prinia subflava (tawny-flanked prinia)
Lineage: Eukaryota; Metazoa; Chordata; Aves; Passeriformes; Cisticolidae
Gene: MAFA
Product: MAF bZIP transcription factor A
Exons: 1
Coding region: 1-867 (288 amino acids)
Biological process (GO): response to glucose; regulation of transcription by RNA polymerase II; insulin secretion
Cellular component (GO): nucleus
Molecular function (GO): RNA polymerase II cis-regulatory region sequence-specific DNA binding; DNA-binding transcription factor activity, RNA polymerase II-specific
Source: RefSeq, a predicted model, not a curated record
AUGGCCUCGGAGCUGGCCAUGAGCGGCGAGCUGCCCACGAGCCCCCUCGCCAUCGAGUACGUGAACGAUUUCGACCUGAUGAAGUUCGAGGUGAAGAAGGAGCCGGCGGAGGCGGAGCGGCUGUGCCACCGCCUGCCCGCCGGGUCCCUGUCGUCCACCCCGCUCAGCACGCCCUGCUCCUCCGUGCCUUCCUCGCCCAGCUUCUGCGCUCCCAGCCCCGGCGGGCAACCGGCCCCAGGUCCCCCGGCGACCACCGCAGCUUCGCUGGGCUCCAAACAGCAGCUGGAGGAGCUGUACUGGAUGUCGGGUUACCAGCAUCACCUCAACCCCGAAGCUCUCAACCUGACGCCGGAGGACGCGGUGGAGGCGUUGAUCGGUGCCCCUCACCAUCAUCAUCAUCACCACCAAGGGUACGAGCCCUUCCGACCUCAAGCCUUCGGGGGUGAGGAGCUGCCGCCGGCCGCCCAUCACCAUCCCGGCCAUCACCAUCAUCAUCAUCACCACCUACGCCUGGAGGACCGGUUCUCCGACGAUCAGCUGGUGAGUAUGUCCGUGCGGGAGCUGAACCGGCAGCUGCGGGGCUUCAGCAAGGAGGAGGUGAUCCGCCUCAAGCAGAAGAGGAGGACCUUGAAGAACCGGGGCUACGCUCAAUCCUGCCGCUACAAGCGGGUCCAGCAGCGGCACAUCUUGGAGAACGAGAAAUGCCAACUGCAGAGCCAGGUGGAGCAGCUCAAGCAGGAGGUGACCCGCUUGGCCAAGGAAAGGGAUCUGUACAAAGAAAAAUACGAGAAGUUGGCCGGCCGGGGCUUCCCGAGGGAGCCCUCCCCAUCCGCAGCCCCGAAAGCCACCGCUGACUUCUUCAUGUGAGCCGGGCUGGUGGCAUGGGGUGGGAUCCCCUUUUUUGGUUUUUUUUUUUUUUUUUCCUCAUGCGGGGAGAGCAAACUCGCCGCUUAUAUUAAAAAAAAAAAAAGAAAAAAGAAAAAAAUUAAUAUUAUGAAAUCCCCACUGAAAUUUUGGGGAGGGAAAGUUGAACUCCCUCCCUCCCACCACGCACCCACCCCUCGGGACUCGGGGGUCCCGGGGUGGGGGAGUGGGGGGCAGCCCUGCAUGCGGGACGUGUACGGCCACCCGCCCCCCUUCCCGGGAGCAUCAGCUCCAUCCAGGUGGCUUGUCCCCACCUUUUCCUGCGGGUUUUCCCCUCCGUUGGGAUUUUUAUUCUUCGAGGUAUCCCCACGGAUCGGCCGGGGGGGUCCCCGGCAGCGCUGCGCCCUGCCCGGCCCCUCCGCCCACCCCCCGUUCCCGGCCGGCAAACCUGAGCCACACUUAACUUAUUCACCCUUGUAAAUAUGUAGAAAAUUAGUUCGUUUUUGCCUUUUUUUUUUUUCUUUUCCUUUUAUUUUUUUUCCUCGAGCCUAUAUUUUGCUUGGUGAUUUACGAGAAAAAGAAAACGAACAAAAAAAAGAAAAACCAACAAAAAAACCCUAAAAUCCUUUAGAAAAGAGAAAAAAAAAUUACACGAGUCUUAAAAAGUUUGUAUGUAAUAGCAUGCAAAUAAUAUCCGAGUUAAUUUAACGAUGUUGGGAAGAAGCCGAAUGCACUAUAUACAGGAAUCGAUUGGGUGAAAUAAUACUGUUUUAUAGAGAUUUAAAAUUAUCUAUGCUCUUAAAAAUAGUGGGGAGGGGAGGGAGGGGAAGAGGUAACAAUUUUAGGGUGACCUGAAAGGCAAUAUAGUAAUAUAUGGACUGCAAACGGUUGGCUGCUAUCUCACUAUGCACCAGAUUUAUUUAUUAACCCUCGGGAAACGGAAAAUCUUAUUUUAACCUCGAUGUUUGGAGAAAAAAAAAAAGAAAAAACGGACGGCAAGAAAAUGCACAUUAUUUGUUGUGGAAACAAGAGAAAAAAGAGGAUUAAGAAUUUGUGCAAUCGUUGGAGCGAAAGCGGGACCGAUCCUGCGCGGAGGAGCGGGGCGGGUUUGUUUGUUUGUUUUUUUAAAAAACGAGUUGCUUAUUUAAAAAAGGAGAAAAAAAAUUAAAAAAACAAAUUUUGGGGGGAAACAAAAGGGUCCUGCGGACAAAGCGAGCUUGGGAGCCUGGUGCAUUUUAGGGACUGAUCGUGCAAAGUGUUUUUAACGACCUGUUGUUUCGAUUUGUGACGGUUUUAAUGAUGUUGCAUCAAGAUAAAAACUUAUAUUCAACUAGA